GUAUCUGCAUGCGCGUCGAACACGAAGAAGAAAACUUGAACUACUCCUCGAGAACGAUUGGAUGAACUUUUUGAAACUGUUGUUGUUUUUUUACGAGGUUGUUUUAAAAAUAUUUUCCUCUUUUUGGGGGGUUGUGGCUUUUUAAAUAAGACGUGACAACGGUGAAUUGUUGUAAGGGGAAAUAUUGAGGGAGUUCGCCCUUUGACGUUAGCAUGUUAGCUGCUAGCCGAGAGUCUCUGCAGCACUCUGCUGUAAACUUCACCGCCGGUGGACAAAAUGUCUGUUCGACGAGCUCUGGUGGACUGUACCGUGCUGUCGUUACAAGAUCCUUGUGUGUUUUAUCCGUGCUGCAAGAACUGCUUCUGCAGAAUGGAUGUGGAGCCACGUAACACGACGAGAUCCAGAUGUUCCAGGUGUGCCUACAAUUGUGAAAGGUAUCAUCUGGAGUACAGAUAUCGUCUUUCAGUGUUGGUGACCAGGGACACAAGUAUAUUUGGAGUCACUGUGUUUGGCAGCUGUCUGAACCCAUUCUUUGGCAUCCCCGCAACUCAAUUUCAAAGAGUGUUGGAGAACUCAGAUGGACCGGGAGAGGCAUCAACCGGAUCCAAAUUGCUUGCCAGGGCCGUCGAGGACUGUUUUAUUGGCAGACAUCUUGUCUUUGGGAUAAAAGUGACAGAUUCACAAAGUUGCCCAUGGUUAGGAGAUCGUAAUCCAGGUGCUUCUGGUGGCAAGGACAUGCCCCAGUUUACCGCCACUCAGCUGAUUUUCCCAAAAGUCGCAGGCUUGGAAGGGCACUCUGUCCUCAGGUGCUAUCAGUGCCUCCUUCGGAAAGCAGAAGAACAUCAGCGGGAAUCUGUUGAUUCCAACAAGUCCCGCGGGAUCAUGACCACAUUGCCACGACAGAUUCCUCAAGAUUCUCCUGCCAGCAGCUUCAAUAACGUCACCCUAUCCCGUCUUUUUUCCCACUCCCUGCAUAGGUCACGGCACCACGACGGCAGCCUCACUCCAACGCCGCCAUGGCAACAAUCGCUGGGACUUGUUACUUCAUCCGCCGAGCAGGAGGAAGAAGAGAAAGACUGCUGCACAUCCGAUGACAACCAAUCCACUGCCAAAGGGCAAUGUACUUUUUUUGACACGCCGCCGUUUUCUCUCUGCUCGCCAGCGAGAAACAUUAUCGACUCCUCCUUGAAGCUUUUGACCCCCGCUAUCCCUCCACGCGUGAAUUAUCCUCUGGUCUCCGAAUGUCAGGCCUCCAGGCAGCCGGAAGAUUCACUUUUGUCUCGUUCACUGGUGUGGGAAGAUUUGCCUUUUUCUGAGAGUCUGACAGCGUUUUUCAAUGAGCAAGAUAAAUAUUUUGACACAACAAAAGACAACAACCUGCUUAAUGAAUCUAUUUCUGCUUGUACCAAUACCACAAAGGCGCCAGGAAGCAAGUCCCGGAUUUUAACAGACAUCGCUAACACUAAAGCGCUCAACGAAGAAGGUGAAGGUGUCUACAAUUGUUCUUUGGACCUCUUUAGUUUAAGCUCAGUGGACCUAUGCGAGGAAAUCGUGCAGCCGCCAAGAAGUCAAAAGCGCGUCAAAACAGCCACUGAAGCUCAUAAAACACCUUCUCGAGACAUAACACACUGGGAUCAUUCUUUAUGUCUUGACUUUAUUCCAUCUUCUCAGUCUACUCCCAAUGUUAGAAUUUGCCCAUCCUCCUCUUCCCCACAUCCAUUGUCAUCCCAGAGACUUAAAAACAUCUCAAAAAGACGAUUCAAGAAGCACUGUCUCGCAAUCCAGGGAGGGAUUCGGAACGGAAAGCCGGCAAGUGAAUGUGACACGCCUCGGAGAUGGUCAGAGGACGACUUUGUCAUUGUCCCUCCCACUCCUGCUAAACUCAAGGUGGAAAAUGAUUGCUCUCAGGAAAAAAUGCCAUCGCAUUUGGUGGUAACAAAGCGGUGUGACGCAGCAGGCUUUGGUGGAAUCGCACAAUUGGACCACACAAUCAAAGAAAUGCCAGCUAACGUUUCCCUAUUUAAAGACGAAGCCUGUGAUUGGUCCAGAGAUCUGUUCUCGGACUCUGUAUGAAAACUUCGGUCCCCACUUCCAUUGAAUUGAAUGAUAGGGUCACUCGCUGAUUUUAGCAAUAGACAGGGUAGCCCUGUGGAACCUCUAAAAUUGAACACAAUCCAUUGUGGAAUGCUUGCCCGCUUCUGAUUUGGUCAUCAUCAAUCAUCCUGUAACAUGUUUUAAAACUGAGAAGGAAAUUUGAUAUAUUAUCAAAUGUAAUGUUCCAAUGAUAUCUUCAAUCAUAUCUUCUUUACAUGUCUACACAACUACAUCUAAGUUUAUAUAUCCUGUGUUAUGGACUCAUCUUAUCCUGUGUUAUUGUUCUCAUCUUACCCUAGUUCAGAAAAUAGCAUACUCACUAACUACAAUGGCAGGAGGAAACAGUAGGUCAGGGCAACCUGGCUGCCUGGCUCAAAAUACACAUUGAGGCCAGGGACAGCGGUGAGGAACAAACGUAUGUUAGAAUGGAACCAUUGUUGGCGUCUUCAUGCAUGUCAUGUCGUAUUGACUGUGGGUGUAUAUUGUUACGACAUGACAGGCAUGCCUGGGUGAGAGCAACAAGCCCAGCCACCUGGGCAGACAUGCCAGUUGACCAGCCGCAACAAUAUCAGUAGUUGUAGGGACAAAAACUAACAUGAACCAAUCCAUCCAGCUUCUAUAUCGCUUGACCUCAUCUUUGUGGGCAUACACACGGAAAGGAGAUUGAAACUCCCAACCUCAGAAGGGCGAGGGAGACGUGAUGGGUGUCUUAAUUUAUAUGCACACUGCACUUUUUAUCCUAUCCAGCUCAGACAUGUUUAAGGUAGUGAAACUGCUGUGUGUGCGUGCGCGCGCGUGAGAGAGAAUGAUCACAUGCUACAUAAUAACUUUAUGCCAAUAUUGUGUAAUUCUUCUUUUGUAAUUCUUUUUAGUCGAUUUUAAAACCUGUAUGAUUGUAAUUCAACAAAGAUUAAAUAAAUGUAUAACAACAUA
Syngnathus acus (greater pipefish) is the source of this 3027-nucleotide messenger RNA. RefSeq names its product DNA damage-induced apoptosis suppressor (gene ddias). Lineage: Eukaryota; Metazoa; Chordata; Actinopteri; Syngnathiformes; Syngnathidae. Gene Ontology annotation, biological process: negative regulation of intrinsic apoptotic signaling pathway in response to DNA damage. The transcript has 5 exons. Gene Ontology annotation, cellular component: cytoplasm; nucleus. Bases 277 to 2073 code for a protein of 598 amino acids. The record is from RefSeq and is a predicted model, not a curated record.